Messenger RNA from Scutellospora calospora, 143 nucleotides. The record is from the annotation of a GenBank genome assembly. NCBI's taxonomy places the organism in Eukaryota, Fungi, Glomeromycota, Glomeromycetes, Diversisporales, Gigasporaceae.
AGCAGAGAAACCUUAGCAGGAAUUCUAUCUCGCAGUGAUAUUAUUUCAGAAUGUGAUAAUGGAUUAACAGCUAUACUUCAACAAAGCUUAUAUGAAAAAAAACCCAUAUACUUUAUGCCCAAUGAUGUGGAAAAUACUUUUGA